Molecule: messenger RNA, 1661 nt
Organism: Anoplophora glabripennis (Asian longhorned beetle)
Lineage: Eukaryota; Metazoa; Arthropoda; Insecta; Coleoptera; Cerambycidae
Product: zinc finger protein Elbow-like
Exons: 2
Coding region: 140-1489 (449 amino acids)
Biological process (GO): negative regulation of DNA-templated transcription
Cellular component (GO): nucleus
Source: RefSeq, a predicted model, not a curated record
GGCAUCAGUUCAGUUAUCGGUGUUGUGGAAUGUCAGUGUGUUUGUUCCUUAUAACAAAAUAACUUACGAGAAAAAUUGAAUGGCAUCUUACUCUUCAUUGGUUACCUCUUUCAUACAAUACACAUAAAAUUGAUACAUCAUGUUAACUUCAAGUAAUCAAUAUUUAAGGCCGGAAUAUCUGACACCACUGCCUACUACGUUGGAUGCCAAGAAGAGUCCUUUAGCAUUGUUAGCCCAAACAUGCAGUCAAAUAGGAGCAGAUCCCUGCAAUUCCAAACUUUUGCAAAGUACGGACAAGAUUAAUAAAACAACCAAGUUUGACACAGAUAAGGAAAAAUUUGAUUCAAAUUCUACAGAAUACAUAAAUAAAUUAAGUUCUAAAAAUGAAUUAAAUUCAGCUCAAGAAAAAUCUAGAACUCCAGAGGAAAGUUCUAGUUGUGGUUCUACUAUAUGUCGCGUAAACACUCCUUUAACUACUAAAGUGUCAUCAAAUGGACGUUGUUCAAGUAGUCAAAGUGUUAAUUCACCCUGUACAUCCCCUGAUGCUGCAGAAUAUAAAACGUCACCCGAAAAUAAUGCAGAACUAAUCAAUUCAUCAGAAAAGGCUAAUCAUGGAGCUACAUCCCUCACUUCAUCUCCUGGUACAUCUAAGACAGCAUUUACUCCAAACAUCCUCACAUCUUCGUCAGAUCCCAGUAUUAAAGAUUUACCCUUAGGUACAUUUAAACCAAGUUUACAGCCUGCAACCUCUUCAUUCUUAGGUGGAUAUUCAACAGGGUUUCCUGUGCCUGUGGAUAUUAUGACAAGUACUUUAAUACCUCAAAAUCAUACAUUAAAAUCUGGUGUAAUAAGUUCGUAUCUUGGAUAUGGAAGAAUGAAGACACAAGAGUCUCUCUCAUCCGUGUGUAGGGAUCCUUAUUGUGCUGGAUGUAGUGUUGGUUCUCAUUUAAUAGGUGCUUCAAAUGCAGGCAAAACAAUAUCGUGUCCGGCGGGUUGCGCGCAGUGUGAUCACUCAAAAGCACCUACAUCUAGUGGAUACAUGAGUCAUAAUUCUGCUGCUACUGUAUAUGCUCAUGCUCAACUAGCAGCUCUAGCUGCAGCUUCUCAUUUACCAUAUGUUUGCAAUUGGAUAUCUGGUGAUGCAACUUAUUGUGGUAAAAGAUUUUCUAAUUCUGACGAAUUGUUAUCACACUUAAGGACACAUACUAGUGCGGCUGUAUCUGAAACUAAUUCUUCCUUAUCAAUGUUAAGUUCUACAGUGCUUCCUCCUACACAUUCUUUUCUGCCUCGAACAUAUCCCACACCACCGCUAAGUCCACUAACAACGGCUAGAUAUCAUCCAUAUAGUAAACCAUCUUUAAUUCAUCCAUCGUUAAGUUCCCCUUCACUAAAUAACUUUGCAAUAAAUCAUCCGAGUUUAUCUCCGUAUCUUUCUCCGUAUUCAUUAUACGGACCACGUAUCGGAACAGCCCCUGGGAUGCAUCCGUAAAAAUUUGUUUUAUAUUUAAUGUAAAACCAAAUAAUCAUGCUGUGUUAAGACAGACUUUCCUAGUCUCACAAGAUUACCUAGUGAACUUUCAGUCACAUUAUUUUUAUGGUGUAUUUUUGUGUGGACGUGAAAGUGUGAUAUUUUUUAAUAUACAUGUAUAUUUCAAAGGAAA